Molecule: messenger RNA, 1900 nt
Organism: Megalobrama amblycephala (Wuchang bream)
Lineage: Eukaryota; Metazoa; Chordata; Actinopteri; Cypriniformes; Xenocyprididae
Gene: hdac8
Product: histone deacetylase 8
Exons: 11
Coding region: 119-1255 (378 amino acids)
Molecular function (GO): histone deacetylase activity
Source: RefSeq, a predicted model, not a curated record
UUUAUUUUGAAAUAACGGACGAUUAUUGUUGUAACGUUCAUUGUCAGGACAGCCAGAGCGCACCGAAAAGCUCUGUAUCGGUUUAAGAGGAGCUUUGAUUUUAAUAGUUUCUUUUUAAAUGAGUGAUAAAAGCGACAGUAAUAAUGACAAAAGCAGAAAUCGCAGUGUGGUGUAUGUUUACAGUCCGGAAUAUAUCCAGACAUGUGACUCACUGUCUAAAGUGCCAAACCGGGCGAGUAUGGUGCAUUCACUGAUUGAGGCGUAUGACUUAUUGAAAUACAUGAGAGUGGUUAAGCCACAUGUGGCCUCAAUAGAGGAGAUGUCUGUGUUUCACACAGACUCUUACUUACAGCACCUGCACAAGAUCAGCCAGGAUGGGGACAAUGAUGACCCUCAGUCUGCUGACUUUGGACUGGGCUAUGACUGUCCGGUGGUGGAAGGCAUUUUUGAUUACGCAGCUGCCGUUGGAGGAGCCACUCUGACUGCUGCCCAGAAUCUGCUGGAUGGAAAGUGUGAUGUGGCCAUCAACUGGGCCGGAGGGUGGCAUCACGCCAAGAAGGAUGAAGCAUCUGGGUUCUGUUAUGUGAAUGACGCUGUUCUUGGAAUCCUCAAAUUGCGGGAGAAGUAUGAGAGAGUUCUCUAUGUGGAUGUGGACCUUCACCAUGGAGAUGGUGUGGAGGAUGCUUUCAGCUUCACCUCUAAAGUCAUGACAGUGUCUCUGCACAAGUUCUCCCCUGGCUUCUUUCCAGGCACAGGUGAUGUGACUGACACUGGGCUGGGUAAAGGACGCUGGUACGCUGUUAACGUCCCCUUUGAGGAUGGCAUACGUGAUGAUCGGUACUGCCAGAUCUUCACCAGUGUGAUGCAGGAAGUAAAAGCUCUAUUUAACCCUGAAGCAGUUGUGAUGCAACUAGGAGCGGACACAAUGGCAGGAGACCCCAUGUGCUCCUUCAAUAUGACUCCUGUUGGAGUUGGAAAGUGUCUAAACUAUAUACUGGGCUGGGAGUUACCCACUCUGCUACUAGGAGGAGGCGGUUAUAACCUUGCCAAUACUGCCCGCUGCUGGACCUAUCUAACGGGGACCGUCCUAGGACAGACUCUGUCUUCUGAGAUCCCAGACCAUGAGUACUUCACUGAAUACGGCCCAGAUUAUUCCCUGGAGAUCAGCCCGAGCUGCCGAACCGACCGCAACGAGAGCCAGCAUCUGGAGCGGGUCAUCAACACCAUCAAAGGGAAUCUGAAGAAUGUAGUUUAGGAGUGGGCUCCCAGCUCAUGUUUCCAAAUCAGGCCCUGCUCCUCUAAUGAAGACAGUAUGUCGGAGCCAUCGCCAGAAGGGAGCUUGGAAAACAUUACUUGAAUGUUUCCAGGGAACAUUUUUUUAAAUGCAGAGAUGGGCCAGUGUUGCUGCAUUUGAACGGUUUGAGUCAAUGUUGGAUCUGGGGCAAAUGUAUAAAGGGUGUUUUUUUUUUUUUUUUAAAUGUCCUCCCCUUUGUUUUUAAACUAUGUGGGAUCAUUUGUAAAUGAGAAAUAAUAAAAAGCUAAUUUUUUUCCGGAUGAUUGUGUCUUGUCAAAGAUGCAUCCCAAAACCAUGUCUAACCAUGGUUCAGACGGAAUGGACAUGGCAGGUCUGGCUACAUCCCACUUAAUGAAACCAUUCUGAACUUAACUGCAACAUCUUGUCCAGUUAUGGAUUGGAUAAGUGAAAUUUAAUGGGCAUACUUACCAAUUUCCAAGUCAUGUUGGCUUCAUUCAUUAACUGUUUUAUGUUGCCUAUGGCAUGCUUUUUUCCACAAUGUUUAUUUUCUUGUGUUUGAGUCAAAAAUUGAAAAUGUUUCAAGCUGUCUGUCAACUUGUUUUUAUAAAUGCUUUUCAGUUAUAUAUUAAAAUACAAAAAAAGUAA